Gossypium raimondii (Peruvian cotton) is the source of this 950-nucleotide messenger RNA. RefSeq names its product ESCRT-related protein CHMP1B. Gene Ontology annotation, biological process: late endosome to vacuole transport; protein transport; endosome transport via multivesicular body sorting pathway. The record is from RefSeq and is a predicted model, not a curated record. The transcript has 2 exons. Gene Ontology annotation, cellular component: multivesicular body; ESCRT III complex. The coding region runs from base 182 to 793 and encodes 203 amino acids. NCBI's taxonomy places the organism in Eukaryota, Viridiplantae, Streptophyta, Magnoliopsida, Malvales, Malvaceae.
GAUGCUUAUUUAGGAAGAAAAAGGAAAUUUUGUUGAUGGUCCGCCCUUUACGCGGCUUUUGGUGCUUUCGUCCCGUUUUCCCUAAUUCUUAACGAAGAAGGAACAGGAGAAAGACAGCAAAAGAAAAUCUUCAACCCUAAAAGGUCAAAUCUUUCUCUGCGAACAAACAAAGACUCUAGCCAUGGGAAACACCGAGAAGCUCCUGAACCAGAUCAUGGAACUCAAAUUCACGUCCAAAUCCCUGCAGCGCCAGGCCAGGAAGUGCGAGAAGGACGAGAAAUCUGAGAAAUUGAAGGUCAAGAAGGCCAUCGAGAAAGGUAACAUGGACGGAGCUCGUAUCUACGCCGAGAACGCUAUUCGGAAGCGCACUGAGCAGAUGAACUACCUCCGCCUCGCGUCGCGCCUCGAUGCUGUGGUUGCCAGGCUCGAUACCCAGGCUAAGAUGACCACCAUUAAUAAAUCCAUGGCUAAUAUCGUCAAGUCUCUCGAAUCUUCCUUGAACACAGGCAAUUUGCAGAAGAUGUCAGAGACAAUGGAUCAAUUUGAGAAGCAGUUUGUGAAUAUGGAGGUCCAGGCAGAAUUUAUGGAGAGUGCUAUGGCUGGUUCCACUUCAUUGUCCACACCAGAAGGUGAGGUCAACAGCUUGAUGCAGCAAGUUGCUGAUGACUAUGGCUUGGAGGUCUCUGUUGGGUUGCCACAACCUGGUGCUCAUGCUGUGUCGACCAAGACAGAGGAGAAGGUUGAUGAGGAUGAUUUGUCGAGGCGGCUUGCAGAGCUUAAGGCUAGAGGUUAGAGAAAUGAUGGAAUUGAUUUGGAUGAUCUUGUGAUAUAUAAUAGUACUAUGAUGUUUGGGAUUGUAAGUGCUGGUUGAAACAAUCUUAUUCCAUAUGUAAAUUUGUCUGAAUUGGGUUUCCCUUUAUAAUUUUAAAUGCUGCAUUUGUUUCAGAUAA